Lampris incognitus (smalleye Pacific opah) is the source of this 3621-nucleotide messenger RNA. RefSeq names its product FH2 domain containing 1 (gene fhdc1). The record is from RefSeq and is a predicted model, not a curated record. The transcript has 11 exons. Bases 1 to 3621 code for a protein of 1206 amino acids. NCBI's taxonomy places the organism in Eukaryota, Metazoa, Chordata, Actinopteri, Lampriformes, Lampridae.
AUGAGUUGUCCAUCCGCAACCAAUGAGACCGGGGACUGUGGCAGCGAGGCCAGCAGCCGCUCCGCAGACCCCUCCUCUAUGUCCGGACAAACUCAGCCACCCUUACCUCCUCACAGUGACACCUCCCAGCAUGAAGCCCCCCCUCCUCCACCUCUGCCUCCGCCGCCACCCCCGGGAGCACCCCCACCCCCACCGCCUCCCCCAACCGCCUCCGCCAACCACAGCCAGCGGAAGAAGCGCCGCGUACGGAGUUUCUUUUGGAAGCCCAUCCCGGAGGAGAAGGUCCGGGGGAAGCCCAACAUCUGGACCAUGGCGGUGCGGCAGCAGCAGUACCAGAUUGACGUGCGCUCGGUGGAGGAGCUGUUCGGGCAGCAGGAGGAGACGGCGGCAGAAAUAAGGGGCCCCACGCCGGCCGUUGGACGCUCAGUCCGUGUCACCCGGUCUCGCUCUUUCAAGGAGAGCAGCAAAGAUGAGAUCAGCAUCUUGGACUCUAAGAGGGGGAUGAAUGUGGGCAUUUUCCUCAAGCAAUUUAAGAAGUCCAACCUCUCCAUCGUGGAAGACAUACGACGAGGAGAAGGCAAAAUUUAUGGAGCAGAGCUGCUCAAGGACCUGCUGAGGCUCUUGCCCGACACAGAGGAGAUCAAGAAAUUACAGUCUUUUGAAGGGGAUCCCAGCAAGCUGACGCUGGUCGACUCCUUCAUGUACCUCUUGAUCCAGGUGCCACGUUUUGAGGUGCGAAUCGAGGCCAUGGUUCUCCACGAGGAGUUUUUCCCCUGCUGUGCCGUGAUGAGCCGGGAAAUAGAUAUCAUACGUUUGGCCACUACAGAGCUGAUGAACUGCGAGGAGCUCCACGCAAUCCUGCACCUGGUCCUGCAGGCUGGGAAUAUCAUGAAUGCCGGAGGCUAUGCAGGCAACGCGGUGGGAUUCAAGCUGUCAUCCCUCCUAUCCCUGGCUGACACAAAGGCCAACAAACCGGGGAUGAACCUGCUGCACUUUGUUGCACUGGAGGCGAAGAAGAAAGACGAGAAGCUGCUCAAGUUCCCGGAGAAACUGCAAGACGUCCAGAGCGCCGCCAGAAUCUCAGUGGAAAACAUUGAGAUGGAGUUUUCCUCCCUGUAUGUGAGGACCAGGUCCCUGGAGGAGAAAGUUCAAGCAGACCAGGAGCUCAAGCAGCAACUUGAUCCCUUUCUGCAGAGUGCAGCACAGACUCUUCAGGACUUGAAGAGACGCAGGCUGGAUCUGCGUAAGGAGGGAAACACUCUUAUUGAUUUCUUUUGUGAAGACAAGGACACCUUCAAGCUGGAUGAGUGCUUCCGCAUAUUUCAAGACUUCUGCAUCAAGUUCAAGAAAGCUGUUAAAGAUAACCUUGACCGUGAGCUGAAGGAGGCAGCCAGACAGCGUCGCCUGAGAGAGUUGGAGGAGAAACGGUUUGCGUGGUCCGGUGCCGACCAGGCCGGAGGUUUUGGCAGGAGUAGCAGCGAGAACGACGUGGACAUGCUCACCAAGGAGGGUCUUCUGGACUUUUUCCAGCAGAGAUCCCAAAGUCCACACAGCCCACUGGGACGCUCUUCCAGUGCCCGCCGGCACCGCCACACCAUGACCGCCAUGGCAGAGCGCGAGCUCCAAGGAUACCUGGAGUUCUUUGGUGGCAAUGGAAAUGCCGCUAACUGUUCAAAGUUUAACAGUCUACCUCGGUCUGGUCGAACUGUCCAACGGACACCCACCCCCUGGCUCUUAUCCCAGGAUGACAACCGUGAGUUGGGGCAAGACAGGCACAUGACAGCAAUGUCUCCAUGUGCAGCAACAGAACCCAUCAGCCCACUUGCCAGGUUUUCCUCCUCCGUGUUCGAUGCUAAUGAGGACCCAUAUAAUAACAACAACAAUAAUUACUCAUCGGUGUCUGAGGGCAGUGCUCUGCCUAACUCAUGUUUUGUUUUUCAAAAGACAACCCAACAAUCCAACCCGACAAUUACAGGGCACAUGAACAUUAGUGUUGAGAAGCAUACUCUAGUUCGUGGUCCUCAAGCCUUCGACCUUACUAGUCCAAACAAUAACAGUAAUCAUAUGCACUUUGUCAACAAGGGGGAUAUUGCAGUGACUGAUUUGGAAAGGGAGAGACAGUGCCCUCCAAGGAAUCUUAUUCUGGAUAACCCUUCAGAUUAUAACCUUGUCGAAAGAGAGGCCGACCUGAAGGCUGUGUGGGAAGGGAAAAUAGCUGAGCCAGCUCAGUUUGUGGCUUCGUUUAAGAAAGAGAAGGAAGAAGAAGAAGACACCAGCACAGUUUCAUCAACGACAUGUGACACGCCCCUCCCACUGGACACCUCUCUAUCCAAUAAGAAGCCAGUGUUUUACAUAUUAGACUGCACCGAAACAGACUGCUCUGUUACCUUGGAUUGCUCUGAGAUUGAGAGCUCACCUCUAAUGAAGGAGGGAUUGGUCCCUGAUUUAAAGACUGCCACCUGCGACGAGAGCCAGCAAGAUCCAAGCUCUCUGUCCUCUAAUCUGGAGUCCAUGUCGACUAAUGAUAACCCUGUUUCAGCUUCAAACAAUGCCAAUGAGCUUUCAACACCCAGAUCUAUAGAUACAGCAUCCAUGACUCCAUCUGCUAAUGAAGAAUGGGACACAGAAAGCUGUGACACUGCUGAAGGAAAACAGGUUGGGGAGAAAGGAGUACAGACAGACAGCGGUCUUAAAGCCAUGCACACCAAGAGCAAGGCUAUCAAAGCAUCCAAAGGUAACGGAAGUCGGGGUUUAAGGACACUGACAUCGAGCGAGAACCAGGGCAUGCGCAAGGUAGUGCCAAUAAGCAGGCUUACCAGGACAGGCAGUAACAAGCGAACAGAGAGGCCUUCGGGUCGUGAUGGUGGUGAGGCGCACCGACCGCUCCGUGAUCAAAGUACCCCAGCCAGAGGAAGGAGUGAGAAGACAACCAGGCCUCAUCGACACUCCAGUCUGCCUCCUGAUGAGUCCAAAGCCCAGAGUGGAAUUGGCCUUACGAAAAGCACUUCCAGAUGGUCACAUGAUUCCAUUCCACGAAAGUCCUCCUUCCGCAAGCCCAGUGCCAAACCACUGAGGAACAUCCCCAAGCCUGCACCUGAGGAGAAAAUUUGCCGCUCAACCAUGAGAGCCCUGGCCCAAGCCCAGGCUCAGACCCAAGUCCAGACUGGGGCACAAGGCCAGGCUCAGGCUCUUUCUGAGGCCAGCAGUUCGCAGACUCUUGGCCCCAAGUCUGAUGUUCCCAGCUUUGCCCGUAACACUGUAUCUUCCUCCUCUAGGACCAAGAAGGAGCUAGUUCCCCCAUCUUUCCCCCCCACCCCAUCAAGGAGCCCGUCACUCCUAGCUCGGACAGCCUCGGUGAAACAGACCAGGGUAUCAACUCCAGCUCACUCUACGGCCUCCAGUGGGCAGCACACUCAUCAUGGUGAGGAGCGACCCCAAGGGACCACCCUGCGUCGAGUACAAAGUGUGAAGGCUGCCAGUCGAAGCACCUACCGUAGUGAAACUCCUCCACCACCUAAUGCACGUGAAGAUGCUCGAACGAGCAGCAGCUUAUCUGAGAAGUCCAUCCAACCCAGAGACUUGCUGACAUCGAGCAGAAUCUCCAAGCCAAACUGGAAGUAA